Molecule: messenger RNA, 5491 nt
Organism: Plutella xylostella (diamondback moth)
Lineage: Eukaryota; Metazoa; Arthropoda; Insecta; Lepidoptera; Plutellidae
Biological process (GO): regulation of transcription by RNA polymerase II; embryonic hindgut morphogenesis; embryonic pattern specification
Cellular component (GO): nucleus
Molecular function (GO): RNA polymerase II transcription regulatory region sequence-specific DNA binding; DNA-binding transcription factor activity, RNA polymerase II-specific
Source: RefSeq, a predicted model, not a curated record
GCCGCAGUCAGCGCUACCACGACACUCGCACGGAGUACGGUACUAUUUGUUUGGAGGGAGGUUGGAGGCACUCAGACAGGCGAGUCAGAGGCUGUGUCGGCGGGCAGCGGCAGUUUACCGUUGCGAGGCGCGUAGUGCGGCCGGACGCUGACCGCCCCCGCGCCCCCGCCCCGGCGCCCCUGGAGCCUCACACCUGCACCCUCCACCAGACACUGGACUGACCGAAUACUCAACCCGCUGUAUGUGCUCUCCAAACCUGAGUGUAAUGAACUUUCGAGCUCUCGCGUCUAUGUUCGCUUCUUACAAAAUAUAGACACAGUGUUCCAACUCGUGACAAAUUGACUUAAGUGAUUAAACUUAUAUUCGACGUUUGGAUUCAACUGUCUUCGAUUGAUAAGAUCCGACCCGUGAAAUACAAGGAGCGCGUGUAACUUAGAUGUACAGGUCCAACUGCCUGAUCCGAAAUCCUUCGAAUACUAAGAAAAACAUGGAAAUAUUGACUGGACUGAUCACAAUUUUGGCGGAAUCAAGUGACAUCUAAGUCUCGGCACGAAGUAACUUCCGGGGUGAAGAAUGGGAAAAAGGAACGUCCGCAUUAAGAGCGCACACUCGAUUGGUCCCCCGCUUGGCCGCCCCCGCGCGCGCCGCUCGUAGCGCCCCCGCCCGCAGCGCCCCCGCCCGUAGCGCCCCAGCCCUACCGCAAGUUACCGACGCUCCGCGCGAACGCCAAUACAGUACAAGUCAAACCGGGUCAUAAUCCACUUAUUAAUUUAUUACCUAGAUAUUAUAUAUAGCAGUACAAACAUAUUUUAAACAAACUCGAGAGCUCACUUCAUGUAGCAAAGAAACGGCCGAGUUGUCGUCCUCGGUUAAAAUCUGAACCGGUAAGCAUGACGGCCACUGCCCCAGAACUGUCAAAAUCAGACUUUUUCGACUUCGUUACAUCCAACGAGGUUACCGAUGCUCAAUACAAGCAACAGAUGCGAUCGGUGAACGUAUUUAUGGAAUCACCCGACUCGCGCUCCAACCCGCUGCUCUCCGAGGAGCCCAAGGAGCAGAACAACAACAGCGUGCCCCCCGCGCCCCCGCCCGCGCCCCCCGGCGGCGGCGGCGGCGGCAUGGCGGCCUGCACCACGCUGCAGAGCUUCGACUCCAUCUGGAACGUGGAGCGCGAGCGCGAGCGCCUGGACGCCGGCAUGCUGGACCUCAGCUACUGGAGCGCGGACAGCGAGCUGGCGCCGCCCGCCGGCCACAAGCCCAACACGGACGGGCAGAUCUACACGCUCACCGUGCUCAACCCGGACCUGCCCGGGCCCGCGCGCUUCUGGGGCAAGGAGGAGGACGUGUCGCUGGGCAGCCCCGACCACCUGCACCCGCCCUCCUCGCUUGACCUCGAGCAGAUCCUCAACAUGAACGGCUUCUCCAACGACUUCUCGCAGGACCCCAUCAGCGCCAACCUGCUGCCGAAGGUGGACAGCUUCGCGUACGACGACGCCGAGACGGACAGCCAGAACAAUGAACUGUCGGGGAGUAGUUUAGUUAAAUCGGAACCUUACUACGAGGACAACGAAUAUCAAUCUAGUGACAAAAAAGAUGACUCGUGUAGCUCCCUUAUAGGCACACCUAUUUUAGAAAAUCACGGGGAAUAUAAUAAUAACGAUUGGAAACUGAGCGAUCAGAACACAGAAUCGCAACAGGCCUCCCUGCUACGGGAGGCGCUACAGGGGAAAGCCUCCGUCCGCUAUAGUACAAUACAAAAAUAUACAAUUUCCAAACUAGAUCCUAACGCAGAAUUGAAAAGAGUAACGAUGACAAAUAAUAACAAAGCGGACGUGCCGUCCAUGUACCAGGACCACAAGGAGCUGGCGGAGACGGAGCUGCUGCUGCUGCCGCACAACGGCAACGUGAACAUCUCCAUCCUGCUGGAGGACGGCGCGGCGCUGGGCGAGCCCUCCUCCACGCACUCCGUGGACGACAUCAUCUCCGGGCUCGACACGUUCCCCGACGACUACGAGAAGCUGAAGAAGAUCGCGUCGGAGCUGGGCGAGGUGCCGGGCGCGUACUGCGUGGAGGGCGGCGUGUACGCGCUGGGGGGCGCGCUGCCGGGCGCCGCGCCGCUGCUGCUGCCCGCCGUGUCCAGCUCCAAGCCCGCGCCCAAGAAGUACAAGCGCGUGCAGAACAAGGGCUCCCCGCCGCAGGCCGCGUCCAUCCAGCCCGCCACCUCCACGUCCAACGGCGUGCGCAAGGAGCGCUCGCUGCACUACUGCUCCAUCUGCUCGAAGGGCUUCAAGGACAAGUACUCGGUGAACGUGCACGUGCGCACGCACACGGGCGAGAAGCCCUUCGCGUGCUCGCUGUGCGGCAAGAGCUUCCGGCAGAAGGCGCACCUCGCCAAGCACUACCAGACGCACAUCGCGCAGAAGACGGCGGCGGCGGGCGGCGCGCCGCUCAAGACCAACAAGCAGAGGUAACCCGCCCCGCCCGCCCCCCGCGGCCGCCCGCCCUGCCCGUGGCGCGCCCCCUGCUGGCUCAUGCCUCCACAAGUGAUAAACUAUUAUUUUUGUACUCAAAGGCUGAAAAUCACAGAUUAAUUUGGUAAGGUGCUAAAAUAUCAUACAACGUUGUAGUGUUUGAUGAGGAGGCUAUUGUUUUUAUAGGAGAAUGAGAUGCCGAAGAGGGCCUGUGUUUGUUAAUUUGUAUGUAAUUAUUCCGUCCGUUACCGAAUGCUCUAGCUUUAGCUCGCUAAGAUAUUGUUAAAUAUUUUUACAUUGAAAGUUAUAUUUAACAAAAAGUAGCGUCCAUAUAUUUAAAAUAGUCAUAAUACUUUAUUGUAAAUAACAAUUCAUUUCUUAUAGUCAUGGGUAAUAAGGUUUGGUUUCCACAAAAACAGAUAACCUAAUCAGAUAAGACAGAGAUUAUUUAGUAAAAUCUAGAUAAAAUAUGAGCUUAGACGAGGGCAGCGCGUUAGAUAUUGUCCGGCGCGGGUUUCUCCCGCCGCCGCCGCCGCCGCGGCGCGAUCGCCUCAACUUUCUAAAAAAUAAAAAAAACGGAGCAAAAGAAACACUCUGUACCAUCUUUCACCGUUCAACACUAUCGUGUAUACAUCACCAUCUUACUUGUCAUUUUUUCCCUUUUAGUUAGUCAGUUCCUACAGGUACUUAAUGGCUUUUAGUUUCUUUCUCAGUCCUACAUCUGCAUACAGUCUUCUAGAGAAACAUGGUCAUAAUAUGGUUCAAAUAUUGUGUGGAUGGUUUAAUCAAGUUUCACGAUCUCUAUUCUAUCUAAUUUUAUUGUCAGCUACCAUUUAAAGCGGGCGAGUUGAUGGCGGUCAUUAUGACUGCUCCAGGAACAAUGUAAUGGCGGAUCGAUUAUUCGGCCCUCCAUAUCGGCCGACACGGUGAACGGUUUUUCAUUGCCAAUAUUACAUCUUUCGCUUCUUUCUAGGAGAGGCCUGAUUACUGAGAGAUUACUAUAAAUUUCAAAGACAAGUGGUGUGCGCGGCCGCGCCUCGCCCUUUCUCGUCGUUAGCCUUUCUUUGUUCUUUAUUUAAUAACACUGCCCCAUGUCUUCUUUCUAAUACAUCGAACUAUAAUAGCCAGUGUCUGAAACCAACAUUAAAGUUUGAGAUAUUUACUGCGCUUAUUGGUCAAUUUCUUAUUUAAAUUAAUCUUUCUAGAAUCUUAGGAAUUUCAUUGAAAAAAUACUGUCUGGCGAACUUAGAAACACUUUCACAAAAUUAGCCACAACUGCUUAUAAUCACGAUCGUAAUACAAAACAACGACUUCAUUACACAAAAAGCUUUUCCAGUAAUUAAUAGAUUACUCGACAGAUUAUUUGUAAAAAUUAAACAGUUUCGCUCUAUGCGACCUCCACAAUAGGAAACGAGUCUUAUUAAAUUAAAACGUGACACAGCAAGACACGCGCCGAAUAUGCACGCUAAAAUAUUCUAGCUUUAUUGUGGGCUCGAGAUGUGUUUUUUACAGCUCCACUUGGCAUUAGAUGCAGAUUAGUAUUGAUUAGAAACUUUGUUUGUUUCAUCUAGGAAGUAGGUAUAUAAUGACAAAAGGUGACUAAGACGGCCUAGGUAGGUAAUUAAAAUAUUUGGAUAGGUAUCAAAAGUUGGUUCAUAUAGUUUGGGUGAAAUAAGCAAUGUGGUAGUAAGGUCAGCGCGGUGCGGCCUCCACCCGUCAUGUCGGAUCAGUCGGAGCCACGUGACGCAAUGUCGAAGCGGCUACCAGAAUUGAUUCUGCACUACAUCAAUAGAUAUCAGUCAGGCAUACUUUUAGCAUUUUCUUGAUUAAAUAGCUCGAAUGGAAACCAAACUUUGCAAAACGCCCAUUUACUUGCUUAUUUUAUUACACAGAAUAUCCUCAUUCGGUACAUAUCUUGCCAACCUUAUCAAUAGAUAAAAACAAUUAGCUAAUAUUUUAAGACACUGCCUUACAAUGCUCCUUAAAUCUAAGUAAUACUUUUAAUGAUAUUUUUUUUUUACAUUUGGAUCGAAUUUUGAGAAUUAUUAUAAUGAAUACUCAUAUUAAGUAUGUUGUACAUAUCUAAAGGUAUUGUGACGAAACGUUAUACUCUGUCCCUUGUAUCUCAUUAGACGGUAUUUAAAAAGUUAGCGAAUUUAUAGUUUAGUUUAUAAGAAAGUUCAGAGAUUUACCAUUUACUUUAAGAUACUACUUUAUGACUACCUUAUGAUUUGAAUGUUGAAAGGAUUGUUAAUAUAUUCAUGUAAUAUAUUGUGUUGGUUUUCAAGUACAUACAUAUUUGGAAAAGAUGGAUUUUUAAAUACUGAUUGAUUUUAUUGCAUUUGUUCCUGAGUUGAUUAUUAGAUUUUAUUGAUACGUCAUUAUUGUUUAUAAGAAUUCUACGAGUAAUUUAAUUAUAAUGUAAAAUCGCUGUGGAUUUAAGGGCGACGUGGAUGAUGUAGCGUAGAGAUAGCGAUAGUAGGCAAUGUGACAAACGACGAACACAUCAUGUAAAUAUUAAUAAAUUAUUUAAUUUAACUAAUCUGUUAAGUUAACAGACUCAGGUGAUUCAAAAUUGAAAUAAAUCUAAAUAUAAGCAACUCUCGUCCACUUCAUCCUUAAACUAACAAGAUACUGUACAAGAAAUGGAUUAUUUAUUUUAAAAGUAACUCUAAGUGACGAAACAAACAAUGUAUUUGAUUAAAGAAGCUGUGAUUUUUGCUAUCUGUAUAGAGAGCCUGCUUGGCCACUAUGGCGGUGGCACCCAACGCGGUCGAGCGACCCGGUCGCAAGACGCGGUCGCAUAACUCGGUCGCAGAACGCGGUCGCACGACACGGUUGGACUUGGCCGUCGCGACGCUCAGUCGCUUCACUCAUAUACAAAUACAAUAUACGAACAAACAACCCGACGACAUGUAAAUGUAAAUGUGUACUCUUAUAGAACUUUUACAGUUUUGUAUCGGAUUUCAUAUAUUUUUUACUUUCCUACAUUAGUUUGCUAAUAAAAUGUUUUUAUAUAA